CGUGACGUAUUGUUUUACAGCCAGUGAAGUACCUUAUCCGUUCCCAGAAUGCCCUUCGCUCUCUCUUUCUCUGUGAAGUCUUCCGGCAAGGCAGACUUCUUUUUGGCACCAUGCCUGCCCUUCGACCUUUAACCAAGCCUAAGAUCGUCAAGAAGCGUACAAAGAAGUUUAUCCGCCAUCAGUCAGAUCGAUAUGUCAAGAUUAAGAAAAAUUGGCGUAAACCUAGAGGUAUUGACAACAGGGUACGCAGAAGAUUCAAGGGUCAAAUUUUGAUGCCAAAUAUUGGUUAUGGUAGCAACAAGAAGACCAAGCAUAUGCUGCCCAGCGGUUUCAGGAAAUUCCUGGUUCAUAACAUUAAGGAACUUGAGGUUCUACUGAUGAGCAACAAGUCAUACUGUGCUGAGAUUGCCCACAAUGUCUCCUCAAAGAACCGAAAAGCUAUUGUUGAGAGAGCUGCACAACUUGCCAUCAAGGUCACAAAUCCAAAUGCUAGACUACGCAGUGAAGAGAAUGAAUAAACUAGCAUUUAUCUCCCUUGAUUUGUUGUUGGCCAUUUGUUGAAUAAAAACUGAAACUUA
Messenger RNA from Polypterus senegalus (gray bichir), 578 nucleotides. RefSeq names its product ribosomal protein L32 (gene rpl32). The transcript has 4 exons. NCBI's taxonomy places the organism in Eukaryota, Metazoa, Chordata, Cladistia, Polypteriformes, Polypteridae. The record is from RefSeq and is a predicted model, not a curated record. Gene Ontology annotation, cellular component: ribosome; cytosolic large ribosomal subunit. Gene Ontology annotation, molecular function: structural constituent of ribosome. Gene Ontology annotation, biological process: translation. Bases 111 to 518 code for a protein of 135 amino acids.